Corythoichthys intestinalis (scribbled pipefish) is the source of this 2702-nucleotide messenger RNA. It is a transcript of the gene c1ql4a, whose product is annotated as complement component 1, q subcomponent-like 4. The record is from RefSeq and is a predicted model, not a curated record. NCBI's taxonomy places the organism in Eukaryota, Metazoa, Chordata, Actinopteri, Syngnathiformes, Syngnathidae. Bases 949 to 1674 code for a protein of 241 amino acids. Gene Ontology annotation, molecular function: protein binding. The transcript has 3 exons.
UAUCAAAUUUGCUGCUUUGGACUGGAUUUUUUUUUCUCCCCCAAAAAGUGUUUUUUGGGGGUUGCACUGACUCUGACGUCACCCCCCUCUUCUACCUAGACACGCACCAAUGCCGUAUUAUUUGGUGCUAAUUGAGAUUCCCACGUGACCCACCGAUGAGUGGAGUGAUGCGCACAGGAUUUGCGGUCUUAAAUACACUCCAGGAUUCAUAAGGAGCGACGUGCAAAUAUAGAUACCAGAGGAGGAAGCAUUCCAAAGCUGUACUGGACAGGAUAAACAAGACGAUGAUGUCAAGAAGAAGAUUGUCGCUCAACUUUUGUCACAUGCCUAAGUUUUCUUUUUAACGGCUUUUGAAAUAAAGCUGUCUGUGAGCAACAUCCAAGAAAAAUUAGUAAGUGCAUGGUCCCUCCCCAUUAAGGUGAAAUUGACAGUGCUCAUUUCAAUAAGUGCCCACUAUUAUUCAUCUUUGAUGCAAAUACAUGAAAUUUGGAAUUAGAUAUUAAAACCGAAUCAAAAUACAUCUGAUAAACUAUGAUUUUUGGUAGUGUUUUUGUUCGGCUCAAAUAUUUUUGAUCUAAAUCACUACAGUGUUAAAGCUUCAUUUUUCUUAUCGUUCUAACCACAGACUUUUAGUUUUUUUUUUUCUUUCUUUCUUUUUUUUUUUUUUAAUCGCCCCUGGACACAUCAUCAUUUUUCUAGGAGCUUUUCAUCUGCCUUGUCCCUCUGGCUCUCUGCCAUUUGGUCUUUCUAAUCUUUCAGUAAACUGGUACCACCAAAACACUCCUCUUGCUCACAUCCUUGUCCACCUUUUCACAACGUAUCCGUUUCCUGAGAGGCUUCACCCUGGCGGGCACCAUUCCAGUCAAGGGGGAGGAAGACUUCCUGACACUGGCCGCUUCGCGCCUCAGCCGAAGGAAGCGUGUGAUUGGAGCGGCUGUCGGUGUAGCCAUGGUUUUAAUUCUACUAGUUGCCAUUCCCCUGCUGGUCCACACAACCAAAGCAGGAAACACGGCAAGUGAAGGGAGCCAUUAUGAAAUGUUGGGAAGCUGCCGAAUGGUCUGCGAUCCCUUCACCACCUCUCAGCCGGGCCAGGAAUUAACAGCGGUGUCUCCGCCACCCCAGGAUUACUCUGGGAAGAAGAUCAAGUCCGGCAUCCGAGGACCUCCUGGGAUCCCUGGCCCCCAGGGAGCACGCGGGCCCCCUGGGGAGCCAGGCAAGCCGGGGCCACAAGGUCCUCCCGGUCCAGGUCCUGGCGGCUACUCUCCCUCCCUCUACACCCCUAAAAUAGCCUUUUACGCAGGGCUUCGCAAGCAGCACGAGGGAAGCGAAGUGCUGAAGUUUGAUGAUGUGGUAACGAACGUGGGCAACUACUACGAGCCCAGCACUGGCAAGUUUACCUGCCCCUUGCCUGGCAUUUACUUCUUCACCUAUCAUGUGCUCAUGAGAGGAGGUGAUGGUACUAGCAUGUGGGCGGACCUGAAGAAGAACGGGCUGGUCAGAGCAAGUGCCAUCGCUCAGGACGCCGAUCAAAAUUACGACUACGCAUCCAACAGUGUGAUCUUGCAUUUGGAUGUCGGCGAUGAGGUGUGCGUGCAGCUGGAUGGGGGCAAGGUCCACGGGGGAAACACAAACAAGUACAGCACCUUCUCUGGAUUCCUCAUCUACCCAGACUGACCAACAAAAGUACACUUUUCGGCAAGUCAUACACAUGCAUACAGACUUCAACAGGCAUACAACUCAACACACAUGCAUGUGCACACAAACCUGCACACAUGCAUGCAUAUACACACUCAAGUCAGUAUUAACAUAACUGAGAGGACUGAGGUGAUGAAAAAAGGCAAAUUACAAAUAAGUUGAUUUAUAUGGGAGACAUGAAACAUCCUUUGUGUGUAACUUGUGGCUCUAAAAUAUACUAAAUAUUCUAAUGUGAUCCAUUUGCACUUAAGCAAAUAUCAAAAAUAAUGCCAUAAUUCAGAUUGUUUAUGCAAUAAAUGCAUUCCCAUUCAUCAUGUGGAAAAUGAUGUUCUUUGCACUUAACUACAGUCAUUUAUUCUGCUCUCUGUUGAUACAUGUGCAGAAUAAACACCUGAAAACAAUCCAGUGCCAUAGACAUAUCGGGAGAAUAUAAAGAAAAAAAACAACAAAGCCUAAAAGGAUUAUAAUACAGUAAUCAGCUGUGAUAGGUACCAUCAGACAUGUAUUCACUCAACAAUAUGCAUAUUUUUGUGAUUGUGUCAUUCUAUGUUGUUGCUGUCAUAAAGCAUGUUUAUUCGGACAAUGCGUUUAUGAAAGAGUCAAUCACAACUGAAUACAGUAUUAUAAAUGCAAAGGAAAACUACUGUAUUGUACUAAAGUACACCCUAUGUUGUAAAUUGUGAGUCUGUCCCCUUCUGUUUACAACACAUUUAGAACCAUUGUCUUUUACAAGCCAAACACGAUUGACUUUUUAUAUGUUCGAAAGUACCGUAAACAAAUAAUCACAUUUUACAAUUCACAUUUGUGUAUUCCGAUGUUCUGCGUAUGCGUGUUGUGUAUGAAACGGAUGCAGUAUAUAGGACCAGCAAAAUGCAGUUUUACCCAUGUUAAAUGUUGUACAGUACAUUACACCUUCACAGACCUUAUUUUUCUUGUUUUCGCUUUAGGAAUAUGCCCACAUUUAAUGGUCUAUCUGCUACAGUAUGUUGAAGAGGUUGGGUAAACAA